This is a messenger RNA of Octopus sinensis (East Asian common octopus), 5560 nucleotides long. RefSeq names its product kinesin-like protein KIF18A. Gene Ontology annotation, molecular function: microtubule motor activity; ATP binding; microtubule binding. Lineage: Eukaryota; Metazoa; Mollusca; Cephalopoda; Octopoda; Octopodidae. Gene Ontology annotation, biological process: microtubule-based movement. The record is from RefSeq and is a predicted model, not a curated record. The transcript has 21 exons. The coding region runs from base 382 to 3294 and encodes 970 amino acids.
AAGCGAAAGACAAAUGUGACUAAUACCCAGGUCAGACAUUCGCGCCUCAUCGAUGCAUGUCCGGUAUGAAAGAGUUACAUUUGUUCGAGCAAGUCGCCCGACCUGGAUGGAUACACAACAGCUUCCACUGAAAACAGACAAAUAGUUCUUCCAUAUAUAUCAGUGAUGAUCAAUUACUAAAGGGCGAUAAUUUAAAAGUUUAUUCAACAAAGUUUGUUACGUUUGUAACGAGGUGGCGCUGUAGUCCGUACAAAAGCACCAAUCAGAUAUUUAAAUGUUGUUGAGGCGUCAUAUUUGAAUGUUUUCCAGUUUAUCAUGAUUUAUUAAAUGAUUCUCGAUACACAUUAGCUAGAAAGUAAAUCUCAGAACAAGCCACUGAAUAUGACGAAUAACACAGGGGUAAAAGUAGUUGUUCGUGUUCGACCAUUAUCUUCAAAAGAAAAUGAGGGUUCAACUAGGACUGUGGUCGAGGCCAUAAAUGACCAUAUCCUGGUAUUUGAUCCUGCCGAUGAUAGAUGUGAAAUAAAUGGUAUGUCAACUUCGAAAUUUGUGCGAGGAGAUAUUACAAGACGACGGAACAAAAACUUAACUUUUGCAUUUGAUCAUGUGUUUGGUCCAGAGAGUUCGAAUGUCGAAAUAUAUGAACACACAAGUAAAGUAAUACUUGAUGGAUUACUUAAUGGUUACAAUUGUUCAGUAUUUGCUUAUGGUGCUACUGGUGCUGGGAAAACAUAUACCAUGCUCGGUACCAAUGACUUUCCUGGAAUCACAUUCCUCACUCUUAUGGACCUUUAUCAGAGAAUAGAGGCAAUUAAAACUGAAAAAAGCUGUGAUGUUGCCGUUUCUUAUUUAGAGAUCUAUAAUGAGCAAAUUAAAGACUUGUUGAAUUCAAAAUCUCAGUUACCAAUCCGAGAGGAUCCCAAAGCUGGUAUUAUAAUACCGGGUCUUACAUUACACAAACCUCAAGAUGAGCAGGAUUUGUUGAAAAUGUUAUAUUUUGGAAAUCAGAACCGUUCACAACACCCAACAGAUGCUAAUGCAGAAUCGUCUCGAUCUCAUGCUGUUUUUCAGGUGUUUGUAAAGCAGUCUGAUAGAACAGCUAAUUUAGUAAAAUCAGUCCAUAUUGCCAAAAUGUGCUUGGUUGACCUGGCUGGUUCUGAGCGUGGUACUGCAACAAGUAACAGGGGUCCCAGAAUGCGAGAAGGAGCCAAUAUCAAUCGGUCUUUACUAGCAUUGGGGAAUGUUAUUAAUGCACUGGCUGAUGAAAAGACUAAAGGUUAUAUUCCAUAUCGGGACAGUAAGCUGACACGUUUACUUAAAGACUCUAUUGGUGGCAACUGCAGGACAGUUAUGAUAGCUGCUGUAAGUCCAUCACAUUUAUCAUACGAAGAUACAUACAACACUUUGAAGUAUGCUGACAGAGCAAAACAUAUUCGAGUUAAUUUGAAGAAGAAUAUUAUGAAUGUGAAGUCUAACAUCAGCAAGUAUGGAAAAAUUGUUGAAGGUCUUCGAGAAGAGGUUCAGCAGCUUAAAACUAAAUUAAAGGAAUACGAAAGUGUAGAUUUGAAAGCAAGCAUACCCAAACUGCAAGAAUGUGAAGAAGAAAAAAGAUUACAAGAAAUCCUUUAUAAUUUAUUCACUGAAAGGAAGUCUAUUCGCAAAGAGAUCCUCAAGCAAGAAAGUGACCGACGUGCCAACCGCUGGAAAAUACACUGCAAACAGCAUCUUUUGACACAAAUGGAAGCUGAGGACCAGGGUGAAACUGAUGAACAUCUGUUAAAAAAAACUAAGAAAGCUAUUGAUUUAUCCAACAAAAGAAUAAAAAGCAUCGAUACUAAUAUUGCUAAUUUGAAAGAGAAAUUUGUCGAAAAUGAAAAACACUUGGAGCGACUUCAGGGAGAGAUGACACUGAAUGGAGAGAAGAAGAUAACAGCGCUCCUUGAGGAGAAACUACGAUCUCACCAUCUGGAAGUAGAACUGGGAGAUUCUCUCACUUACAUCAAUCACGUAAAGAAAAUUGCCAACUUUCAAGAGGUAGAGAAUAACUCGAAAGACAGGUUGAUAAACAGCAUGCAGCAAACAAUGACAAAAUUGUAUAAAACAGUUCAGCAACAUCAACUGCUUUCCUCAGAACUUCAAGUGGAUUAUAAUCAAACCAUGAGGCAAAGGUAUGGAGAAAAAGAAGUAGUGUGGGUUGAUGAGACUAUACUAAAAGAAGCUGACAAAAACCCAGAUUCAAUUUCACUUGAAGGUACUCUAGACCUUCCGACUCUCAGCCGAGUUGUUUUGUCACCCACCUUGGAUAAAAAUAUUAGACAAAGGAGGGAGUCUUUAACUCCUAUUUUGAAAAAAACAAAAUGCUUUCUUAAUUCGAAAUGUAACACUCCUAUGAGUCAAAUUGAUCAAACUCCUAAAAUGCAAAGGAGAGAAGAUUACACUUCAAGGAAUUCUACCAUUACAAGUUCUACAAGAAAGCUGAAUAAUUCAACAGUAUCAGCAGUGGACCAGUCUUUAAAACGGCCAAGAUCUGAAGAGAGUAAAUCAGCACCAAAGACCUCUGAAAGAUUGGUGCUUGUUAGUAAUUCUGAUGGACUCAAAAGUCCCAGUGUGGAAAAUCAAAUCUCUGUAGUAAGUUCUAGUAUGAAAGAAAAUGAUCCAAGAAAAGAUACUGUUAGUGACGACGUGACAGCCCUUAAUAAUACAAUUUCAGAAGAAUCCGAAGUAGAAAACAUCAUCAAAGAUGUUUCAGAACCUAAGAAAUGGUGCUCAAUCGAUACUAUGAAAAGUCUUUCUGCGACAAUAAUAGCUACUACCCCCAAUAGAAGUCUGGCCAGUAUUGCCAGCAAAACACCAAGUCCUUUAGCACAACUGUUAUCUCCAGCUAUUCGACCUUCAACUAGAGAGGCCAGCCACUUAAAUUUAGCUGGCGGAGCCACAAUAACCAAAUCAAAACCAACUUUUCCUUUGAAAAUGUUAAAUAUAAACAAGCCAAAAGGUAUGAUUGUUAGCGCUAUGACAGCGUCAGCAAAGGAAAAUAUCAAGGAUUUGCAUCGCUAUAAAACAUCAUCAAUGUUUGAAAGAAGUACAGUAUUUGCAGCUAAGAAACUCCAAAGGAGUGAUUCCCAGAAACUGAAAUCUCUACACAAAUUUCCGAUGCGUUUAGGACCACAGGGCAUUAAAGAAUCACAGAUUACAUUAUCUUCAAGUAAAAAGCCCACCUCUUCCUCUUCAAAAUUCAUUGGGAAGCAAAGGUCAUUAUUUCGAAGCAAAUCUGUCAGUGAUCUGCGUAAUUGACCUAAAUGUGGACAUCAUAGGACAAAUCUGAUUUGCAACCUUGCCUCCUGGUUACAAUUUUUCAAGCUUUUUACUCAACACAAAUUAAUAUUUUCGUGAUUUGGUGUUUUAUCUCCUCAAAAGUUCUCUACGCAUUUCACCAAUUCUUUUUAAAUGAUAAAGACAAUGUUUGUCUUAAGAUAAGCUGAAGAAUUUCGCAAAAAUCUCAAUAGAGAUUAGAGGACCAUGAGCAGAGUAUAUCAAAACAAGUAAAGAUUUUAACAUUAUAGUCCCCAAUAUCUUAAAGAUGUCAGAUCAUAGUUUACUCUCUUAGCUCUUGAUCUGUGUGCAUGUGGGUAUGUAUAUAUGUACAUAUGGAAUCAUAGAAUAAAAGACUGUCCUUUCUGUGAAAGGGCUUAUAUCUUGCUCUAAUGGAAACUUUUGUAACUAAACAAACCUUCUGUUUUGGAAUACACGCAUACAGACACACAUACACACAUGUGGAUAAUACAUACAUAUAUAUAUGUAUGUAUGUAUAUAUGUGUAUGUAUCCUAUUUAUAAUAUUUCAGGACUAUGUUGUGAGGUCAUUAUUGUUUUAAUGAAAAUGAUAUAAAAAAAGAAAUCUCAUGGGCCAAAUGUACAGACAUAUAGCUGAUUCCAUGAAAAGGAAUUUUGGAACCCAUGAUCUCAGAUUUUCAUCAAAUUUUGACCAGUUCUUUCUAUCGGUAAGAACAGAAAAAGUGCAAAAUUUCAGACUCAAUCUCCCAAAGGUAUGCCGAUUUGAAAUUUGACUCAAAUCAUUCACUUUUAGGCCUUGAAUUUGAAAGCCACAAUAAAUGAUGUAAUUACUCUCAAUCCACAUGGACUAUUUUUCUGAAAAUUUGUGAAUUUCUGUGCUGAAUCUGAAUUUAAAGAGAAAAGAGUGUAUUUCUCAUGGCAAAGUGCUUGUUUUCUUGAAUCAAAAUGAAAACACUUCGUUUUUUUUUCUUGAUACUGCUGUGUGCUGAAAGUGAAAUUCCCCGAAGUGCCCAAAUCCUACAUCUUCAAAACAGUUUGCUCAUAAACUGAACAUAAUGUUUUACUUGUGUGCAUCCAACAUUGAAGGCAAGUCACAGUUCAAGAGGUAAUAAUGCGACAAAUAUCAUUUUCAGACUUAAUAUUGCUUACAUAUAACAUUUCUGAGUCAUAUUAAUCCUGUUGUGAUUGAGGGACUUUGUACCCUCCUGUCCACACCAAAUUUUCACAGGUUCCAGGAAUGUUUAUACCAUGACAAAACUCUACACACAUUGUCAUGCUCUUUUCCACUCUCACAAAAUCUUUUUUCCUGGGCAUUUUUCAGGAAAAUUCAUCAUCACAAAAGAAAGUUGUAGUUGCAUCAAGAAUCUCUUGAUUGAGCCUCUGUCGUGGAGCAAUAUCAGGACAUCCAGUGAUGCCUUUAUCAUCAUGCAGCAACCUGGCUUUUUGAAUGGUACUUUUUGACACAGAAUUCUUUUGCAGCUUUUCUAAUAGACCAAGAAUUUGGAACCAAAGUCAAGAUCUGAAUUUCUUGCCUUUGCCCAAUGCUUUUAAUUUUUUCCUUCAUACACUGCACCAAGUAAUCUAGAUCAUUUGCUUUUGACUGUGUCUCUUUGCCAAUGUUCACUAGAUUUUCUUCUUGAAGAUCAGAAUCAUUGACUUUUAGCACACAAACAAGUUUUUUUGCGACUGCUUUCUCAACUUGCUUCAAUGUUUUCAAAUGAUAGUCUUUGCCAUGCAAUACACUCACAGUGCAUGAUGUUUUUAUUUUGGACCUUCUUAUCAGGAAUUUUGGUUAUCUGUGUGGAAUUUAAAAUAUAAUAUUGAGGCAACACAUUGAUAAGAGACAGUCACAGGUUAAUACUUUAAUUGGAAAGGCUGAAGGAAGCCCGACUGAAAUUUGAAUUCAUACUUCAAUCUCUUGCCCUGGUGAUCAAAACACAGAGAAGCUGAAGAAAAUUCAUUAAAAUCACAAAUGGGGCUUCCCUUUUCAUGACAGGGAAACAUGCCGAUCAAGAUGAAUGCUUACACGUGAUGAACUGACAACACAACACAACUCAAACCAACACCAGAAUCACCUGUGCUGAUAUGAACAUUGUGAGAACAGGAUUUGAAGAAGAAAACAGGAUGUGACAAUUUCAUCUGACUUCUGUGUUUACUGUGAUUGUGGUUGGAAAAUAUCAAAUGAAUGGCUCAACUUGGUGGUUUGUAACUUUUGAUGUUUUGAGAGUACCAUUAAGAUUUUUUCACACACAAGUAAAAGAUUAUGUC